Molecule: messenger RNA, 6912 nt
Organism: Chelmon rostratus (copperband butterflyfish)
Lineage: Eukaryota; Metazoa; Chordata; Actinopteri; Chaetodontiformes; Chaetodontidae
Product: ligand-dependent corepressor
Exons: 4
Coding region: 187-1575 (462 amino acids)
Biological process (GO): regulation of transcription by RNA polymerase II
Cellular component (GO): nucleus
Molecular function (GO): DNA binding
Source: RefSeq, a predicted model, not a curated record
UUAAUUGGCUUAAGUGACGAGGGGCUUGAAGAUACACCCAAACCUCUCCUGGUUAAAGAUCAGACCACAAUCAGCAGACUAGAGAAACAAGCCGAGGAAUUUCUCAAUGCAGUCCUCUGCAGAAAAGAUGUGCCAAAUUUCUCGGACCCACACAUUCCUGUAGUGGCUCGAGAGAUCCUUCAGAGAAUGAUCCGACAAUUUGCUGCCGAAUAUACCUCAAAAACCAGCCCCCCUCAGGACAGUUGCUCAGAUUCUCAGCCUCACUCUGACCAAAGCCUGCCGACCCCACCCUUGCUCUCAGGGGCUCCUCCUCCUACCAGCCCUGCCGACACAGUGGCUGGGCCUGCACACAACCAGAACCCCGUCCUUAGCAAGCUCCUCAUGGCCGACCAGGAUGCUCCUCUUGACCUCACCAUCAAGAAGCCCCCGGCUGUGCCUUGUGACCAAGAUGGAGUUCUUGACUUGUCUAUCAAAAAGAAUCGCUACAGCAGUGGCCUGUCUGUCCGUAGUCCCUACCUUUCUCCAGCCACAUCCACCCUCAAAGGGCGAUCCUUGAGAGCGGACGGACAAGUCGGGCUGUUUAUGAGGAGCCUACAGGAUGGGAGGAGGAGGGAGAAUAUCGGCCACUCCAUCCGUUAUAAGCCUUCCUCGUCUCUUGCAUACUCGCUGCACAUCAAAGAGGAGGCCGAUCUGGAGAGCGACCCAGAGUCACCUCUCAGCCAUAACCAGGGCUCCAGACCCACUGACCUUUUCAGAAAUGGAUCUGCUUCCCGGAAUUCCAAAGCUCAUUUUGGGGCCCUCUUCAAACUCAAAACCAACAGUGAGGCUACUGAGCGCCUUAAAGACAUACCCAGGUUGUUGGAAGCGGCUGGACUUUUGACAAAGUCACUCGCCUAUGAGAAAGGAAACCUCCGGGAGGCAUGCCGAGACCGCAGCCUCCCCCUUUCUCAGUCGCCAUCUUUCGGCCUCAAGAUUCCACAGGUGCGGGUUUUGGCCACAGGAACAGACCCGUCUUGGGAUUCCCUGUCCACCGAAUAUUCAGGUUCGCUUUGUGAGAACGGUGUGGGAAAGGCACUUCGUUCCAUUCUGCCCAGGCAGAGCCAGAAAAAGAGCAGUGGAGGGUUUAGUAGCUCAGGUUUGGAGAAGGAAUACUGGCCUUACGACACUGACCGCCAAGCCUUGGGGGGGAACUAUCCUCUGGAUUCGGAGUCAGACCUAGGUAACAAGCAGCCAAGGAAGAAACGCGGGCGAUAUCGACAGUACAACACCGAGCUACUCGAAGAGGCUAUUCUGGUGGUGAUGGGUGGGAAAAUGAGUGUGUCUAAAGCCCAAUCGAUCUAUGGCAUUCCACACAGCACCCUGGAAUACAAAGUAAAAGAACGACUGGGGACCUUGAAACAUCCCCCCAAAAAGAAACUGAAGCUGAUAAGCCAGGUAGAGGAACAGGAUGUUUCAAGGUCCCCCGAGAGGCAAGAAUUCCAAAAGUCCCAGCACAUUGUUUCUGAGAAGAGAGAGAGUGCACCUGAAGAGAAUGGAAGUGAUCUCCAUGAUGGAAACCUCUCCUCAAAUGAGUGAUCUAACUGUAAAGUACUAAUGAUGUACUUCUUGACCAGACAGAUGUUGCAUUUGCCAGAUGGUGGUAGAAGCUGACUUGUUUUUCCAUAAAACCUUAGUAGUAAGUAAAUCGAAGUACCCAUAUUUAUUAUGAACUUAUUUAAUUUUACCCCAACAUUUGCUAAUUAAUACACAAUUAUGUUUGUGUAUGACCAUCUAUCUGAAACACUCCAAGUGUGUCCCUGCCCUGUAAAUUAUGCCUUUAAGGUAUAGUUGCUAAUUGUUAAGAAUUUGAAUAUAUUUAUUCAUUUAGUUUGUUUUUGUAGGUUAUGUUUAGAAAAUAAUCACUCCUGGCUCUAUAAGUGUGUUCUGAAAACAGAGCCAAAUCGAAUCAUUUCUAAGGAAGUGGCGCCCCUCAGUGUUGUCUCACAGUACUGUUCAAAGCUCUUAAGUUUUUAUUUUUUGAUUACUUUUACUAUGUGUAAGCCCUGUAAGUACAGGUGAGAGCAUAUUACGCACCCAUUAUUGUAAAGUGUUUAUGGAUGAUAGUGAAAGUCUCUGUCACUGUUUUGCAAAUGCACUUCUAUGACUGAAAUAGACGAGAAGAAAAGAUGUAAGGAAAAACCAGUAUGUCCAAACACUAUGAUCCAAAACAUUUAUUUAUUGUUCUAGUCUGUUGCAACAGCAUGGUGUGUUGUCCAGGAUUUUAACUUUCCUUUUGAAUCCAAAUUAAGCUUAUCUUCACAACCAUGACUGGUUUUUGCCACCUAUUUUUUGUUCUGUAUUUUUGCUGUAUUAGUUUUUUUCCAUUGCCUUCACUGCACUCAGGAUAAAUUCAGAUUGGGAUGCAGUACUUGUCAGUCAAAGAAAAUGUCUAACAGAUAACAGAUUACUGUACUCACAUAAAUAUACCUCAGCUACAGAUAUGCUUAACUAAAUAAUUGCCUCAUAUAAGUCACCUCUAACAGGGAAGGAUAGUACACCCAAAUACCCUUUUGAGGUAACAUUUCAGGAUGUCUUCCUGACAAGUAUGUGUGUCCUACUCUAUGUCUUUACAACCUACCACAAUAAGUUAUCAGUAGCAUUUCAGUGCCAGGUUACGCCUUCAGAGCAUUUCAUUUCUGUGUGAUUUAGGGCUUAUCUUUUUCAGAUUUCAGGUAUUAUCUCUGGGAUGUCUUUCUCUAAGACUAUGAGAAAGACAUAAUUUCUCUUUGGAUCUUAAAAAUAAUGCAAAAACAUUGUCUUUCUGUACAUAUGUAGAACAUAAUAUACAUAUAAAUGCAUACAUACACAUCUUUCUUGCUUGUGGCACAUGAUGAAGAAUUGUCUCUUCAGGUCAAUUAAUAACACUCACCUGGUUUGUGAAGAUGAUAUUCCGUUGUAGUGACCUAAUUGCUCACAGUCACAAAUGGUGCACUAGCUUAAAUCUUGCUAGCCGAUAAAUCCUGACUCUCUAACAUACAUUCAGGUAUUUUUGAAAAUAAUCAUUUCAGGUAAACAAAAUAAAAUCAGUCCUGUGUUCAUGUAAGUCUAAAUAAAAUCUAGGUGCAGAAUUGUAAUUUUUAGAAGCUCUGAGCUCAACAGGUCAUUGUUUUAUAAAAAACAGAACUUUAUCAAGCAAUAUUAGUAGAUGGAGCCUAGAUGGAGCCUACUGUACUGGCUGACUGUGCUAGCAUGCUAACACUUGCUCGCUAGCAAGUUAGCAAACUUGUUAGUCACUGUUACAAUCAUGCCUCAAUCCACACUCACCUAUUUUUCAAGUUACUAAGGUGGAAAUUCAAUGAAAAUAUGUUUCUCAUCCCUUAAGGGAAAAGUUUAUUUGAUAUAAAAUAUUAUCUUGGUCUGCAUUGAAUUUUAGAGUCCACUUAGAUUUGAUCAACUUUUAUUGGCUGUGAUUACCUUUGUGCAGUAACAGACAAACCCAGACUUUCUAUGAUUACAUUUUGGUAACUGUGUGGAUCAUAGCUGAUAUUUCAUAGUAUUUUUUUUAUUUACAAAAAAGUGACACCAUUUCUUAAAAAUCAAUUCUGCUACUAUUAACAGAAGGUAGGAUCAUGGUGCUGUUUUUUAGUAAGGUUAAAAACCUUUAAAGAAAGCCUGCCCCUAGUUUCCAUUGCAUGCAGUUUUCAUUGAAUUUUUGCCUGGUGGACUCAGCAGGGGGGAACUCCAUGUUGCUCUGCCUUGUCCAUUAUUAUGCUCUAUCAGGACACCUCAUUGUGCAUUAUCACUUAUACCUCAGGACAUUCCAGAAUAUGGGAUCAUGGCCCGUUAUUCUUUUAUCAGGUUGAUACACAUCUCUAGCAAAUCUUUGCAAAUCUUGCAGCCUUUUAGGUGUACACAAUGUUGCUUUGAUGAACGUGGAUGUUUUGAUUAAAGAAAUGAUUCCUUAACUGCAAGCAUUUAACUCAGAUUGUAAACAUUUUAAGUCGGAGUUGGUUCAGAAGUAAAAUAUAGUUCAGGGACUUGCACACUUCUACUGUAUUUAAUAACACUUUAACAAUAUUAUAACUUUAUGUUAGAUGGUAAACUUACUGACUAAUUUAUCUCUUAUUCUCUGCCACUAAUUGUUCUAAAUGCAGGUAUUCUUUAGUUGUUUUUUUUUUUCAAUGUUUUGCAUUUCCUCUCACUUUAAGGUAAAAACCUUCAUUAUUUGUAACAGAUUAACCACUCUCAUUUGCAUAUAAUUUUACACAUAUUCACAAAAUGUCUAAAUAACUUGGUCGGUUGAAAAUACUGAAGCAAAGCAGUUGCUUCUAGUACAUAUUUGUGAUUGACUAAGAUCAUGUCACUGAUUUGCUGAUGUUAAUUUAAUUAUUCUUGCAUUGACAAUCAUCCAGCAUUACUCAAAAGUCCCACUUUCUCAUUCAAAGUGUUUAAUACAUUUUAAGUAAUACAUUAAGGACUUGCAAGCGCUUUAGGUUAAUUUACAGGUAAAACAUGUUCUUGCUCUCCUCGUUGUUUAUUGUAGCAAAUCUAAUGGUCGACUACCUCAUCUGGAAAACCCGUAUCACAGUCUACUGUACUCAUAGCUGUUUCAUGUAGCAAAUUCUCAUGUACACAACACACAGUUUGUUGUAAAAUUCUAUGAGUAAAGGUGAUCAGCUUAUAGAAAGAGCUGUCAUAAAGUUGAUAAAGACAGUAGAAAAAUCUGUCAAAGUUCAACCAUAUGUAAAUAUUUCAGUGUAUCUUUGUAGUUAAUUGCACCGUGAUCUACUUAUGUUUUCUUUUCUAAUGUUUUCUUUUCGGGGUGGGGAUGGAGCGGUGUAGGGGGCAUGUUGUUUUGACAGUCGUGACAAAAGCAUUUCUGAUGAUCUCCUGGUUUGGAGAAAACUAUUUGCUCCUAAAAUGGGGUAAGAGUUUGCUUCUCCUUUCCUACCUACUCAAACUGAUGAUUAUUUUGGAUUUAUUUUGAUAAUGCAGUAUUUAUUAAUCAAUAUUUAUAAAUUAAUGGUUUUAUCAUCACUUAAGUAACCAUGAAUGUAAAUGGCUUUAAUGCAACAAAAAAGUACUCAUGCAAGUUUAUAGACAUAAGUAGAUGCUUAAAAGAUAUAUUUAAGGUCAUACAUGAUAGAUGUGUAGGGAUAACAGUUGAUUGUCCCACUUUAUUCUGACACAAGUUGGGUAUCUUUUGCUUGAUUAAUAUAAUGUAUGAGGACAAAGUUCAACUGCAAAUUGUAUCGCUCUUCAAAUGACUAAAGAGUAUCCAUGUCCAUAAAGUAUAUACAGAUUUUGUAUAUUUGAUUUAACAUUUAUAAUGUACAAAGGAAUGACACUGGGUAUAUUUUGCAUGAUUGGACUAAAUCAUAUGUGUCAGUGGGAAGUUAGUUGUAUAUGGUGAAGUUUAUCUUUGAGGAUGUUUUACUGAAAAUACUGGCGUGUUGGUGUGUUUACCGUCAAGUCAACAAUGUAUCAAGUAGACUAAAUGUGAACCUGAAAUACCAGUUCAAAUCUGGUUAAUGGUUCAUUGAAGAUGUAUGAUAAAAUCUCCCAUACAAUAGCUCAUAAUUGCCAGAUUAUUUGUAUCUCUAAUGUACAGUAUAUGAACAUUGCGGAUGACUUAACACAUCCAUGUUUGUGUGCUUGUGAAAUUUUGUGGAAUUGAGUUGUAAUUUGGUUUGCAUCUGAUUGUCAGAUUGGUUAUUUAAUUCCUCUGGAAGAAAAAGGCAUGUACUUUGUGUCAGUUCUUUACUGCAAUGCUAAGUGAAAGUGAAACCCUCAGGGAUGAAACAACUACCACUCGUUAUUCAGGUACUCCACUAUACUCCCUAAAGCAAGCAGGGAUGUUAAGUUGAUGAGCUUAGCGAAACGAAAAAAAUUGGUCAGGUUCCAGUUACAGCAAAUGUUAUUUUUCUAAUCUCUAAAAUUUAUUUUUAGAUCUCUAAAAGUUACAUUUGAGAUAUUUUGGCAUGAUAUACAAAUCAUUAUGUGUUUGGAGCCAAAAAAAAUCCCCUCAGUACAUCUUUUCACAAAUCUGUUACUAGCAUGGCAUUUGGCAAUGCAGUAUAUUUUAGUUCGAUUAAAACAUAAUUUUGCAAUGUAAUUGUCUUGUUGGUGCACAGUCUAGUCAACAGAACAUCAGAUUUUUUUUUUUUUUUUUUGUCUACGUGUUCAUCUUGUAGUUGCCAGCACCUCUUGCUCUGCAGUACACACUGUGUGCAAAGCUAUAUCUCUUUAUCAUUACACUACAUAGCCUUGUGACACAUCACCUCAGGAAUCCAGAUGUGGUUUCAUUUGUAUGUUCAUUUUCUUGGCCACAGUGUAGCUUGAGAAUGACUUUUUUAACAAUGAAAAUUCACUUUUCAGUGCUAUAAGAUAAAUAUAUUUUUGGCGUAAUGUGAUGGUAUAAAUGCUCCAAAGGUAUUGGAGGAUUUUGUAAUAGACCUACCUCACUGACUAAACUUUAGCCAAAAGACAGGAACAUGGGCCCCCAGUUAGAUUUGCAUUGGCACAAAAAAACCUCACAGGUAUUGGAGUAACUCAUUUUGCAUACGUUCAGUCGCUCUUGAUUUUUGUUUUACUGGUUAAUUUGUCUUAAGUUGAGCAGCACUUGUAUCUAAAUGUCACCCUUUGCACUAGUCAUGAAAUACAUGAAAACUUGACAAAAAUCAUGUACUCUAUAUUUCCUCCUCAUGUAUUUGCUCUUUCAAGUGAUAAACAUGUGUCUGACCUGUUUUGAUCAAAGUGGGCCACCAUUACUAAAUGUGUUGUGCAUGUGUGAAAUUUUCUUGAUGUAUACUGUAACAAAAAGCACCACUGUGCAAAGAAGAAAAGUAAUAGCUGUAACAAUGUUAUUGGUCAAGUUCACUGGAUGGAAGAUUCACAUUUAAAAUCACCUAUUCUUCUAAUAAAUAUGCAAUG